Panicum hallii is the source of this 492-nucleotide messenger RNA. Its product is annotated as E3 ubiquitin-protein ligase ATL4-like. The transcript has a single exon. Lineage: Eukaryota; Viridiplantae; Streptophyta; Magnoliopsida; Poales; Poaceae. The record is from RefSeq and is a predicted model, not a curated record. Bases 1 to 492 code for a protein of 163 amino acids.
AUGGCCGUCGCCGGCGCUUUUACCGUGGCCGCCUGCGCGACGACCGCCGCGGCGGCGGCCGUUCUGGCCCUCACCUCCUCCUCGUCGUUCGACAACGACGAGGCGCGGAGCGGCGCCACGGUGGCGCCGGAGGCGGGGGCGGUUUCUUCGCCAGCCCCGUCGCGCGAGUGCGCGGUGUGCCUGUCCGAGCUGCCGGCUGGAGCGGAGGAGGGGCGCUCGGGCCCCGGGCCGGCGGUGCGGGCGCUGCCGGCGUGCGGCCACGCGUUCCACGCCGACUGCAUCGGCAGGUGGCUGCCGCUGCGCCCGAAGUGCCCGCUCUGCCGCCGCCCCGUGCUGCCCAACGACGGGCAGCAGGCGGACGCGGGGGCCAUGGUGGCAUCGGCCACGCCAGCGCCUCCGUGGGCGCGACCGGCGAGCGGGAUAGCCUGCGGCUUCGGUGACGGGAGGGUGGUGUGGACGCGCAGCCCAUCCGCCAGACAGCAGUCUGAUUAG